GAGAAGACUUCGAUUUAUGUGCUCAGUUUUGGAUGUAAACAAAUCAAAUCAGUCUACCAGUUUUAUAUCUUGCAUCCAUAAAAUUCUAUUAACACCACAAAAUUUACGGAAAUGAGAAACCGGUAGAAACCGCAGCAACAUGGACAAAGUGGUGCAGAAGUGUCUUACACCGAACUGCGACUCUACGACGGGUCAAUCCGGCAUUAGCUUUUUCGACUUCCCCUGUGAAAACAAGGAACUAAUACGCUCCUGGAACAAGGCACUAGGAUUCCGUGCGAACUGUAAGCACAUUCCUGAUCCGAAGGUUUGCGAACGGCAUUUCCACCCAGAUGAACUUGAUCGGAAUGUUGACCCGCCAACGCUAAUCCGGUCGAAUGUCGUACCAUCAGUAGAUGUGGUCUCCGCUGCAGUUGGCAAACCGGAAGUAAGGGAUGAGAUUGGUGGUAGCAGCAAUGAGUCGAGCUAUUGCCGACUAUGUGCGAAAGUGGAACGACAGCCGCUGAAAAACAAUCUUGAAAAGCUAAUGAAGUGCAGCGAUACGGCCAAAUUGUUGGAAAUAUGCUUGGAAUCGAGUCAGGAGUAUGAGCUGCUUCCCAGUGGAGUGUGUGAUGCUUGCUCUCACAUGAUAAAGUUCUGGAUCAAAUUCAUAAGGACAUGCAGUUGUGCGCAAAGCAAGUUGAUUAAAAUUUUCACGGUCAAGGAAGGAAUGAUCAAGGAGGAUGACGAAGAAGAUAGGAAGCCGGAUGCUGAUAACGUUAGCUCAGUUAUUAAGAAAGAGGCGGAAGAAUCCAGCGAGCUCCCAACGGAUUAUUUAAUGGUGGCCGUUGAAACUGAUGACAAAUCCCAAGAAUUAGGUUUUAUCAUAAGUGAAGAAACGGAAAAUCCAGAUCAUAUGCCGUUAGCUAUGCAGAAGCUAGAAGACCACUCAUCAGAAGACGUGAAAGAGGAACCCUGUGAAAUGGAUUCUGAUUCGGACUAUGAUAUUCGGAAAGAUUUCGUGGCAUCUUCUAGUUCCGAUAGUCACUCUGAGACGGAUGAUGACGACGCUGAUGAAUAUGAUCCCGAAGAGGAACAAAUGGCAAAACUUCGUAAGAACAUAGCGUUGAAAUACGAUCCUGAUGAUGAUUUCGUUGAAGAGAAGCCGAAAAAGAAACGCGGUCGGCCUAGAAAGAAUGAGCCACGCCCUCCUAAAGGAUCUCGAAAGCCCAGGGAAAAGCGGGAUAAGAGCACGGACGACAAGCCAGCAUCUUUAUCGAAGCAAGUUUGCCAAAUUUGUGGCAAAAUCCUGUCAAGCAGUGCCACAUUCAACGUUCACAUGAUGACGCACACCCAACAGAAGGACAUAGUGUGUCCUAUAUGCGAUCGGCGAUUCUAUGUCAAGCAGCAGCUUAAGAUCCACAUCGAGUCGAUUCACGAGAAGAAGGACUUUGUGUGCAACAUCUGUGGGCUGAAAUGUCGCUGGCGGAAAAGUCUCCGGAGGCAUAUGCUCCUCCACGACGACAAUCCCUACAAGCACAAGUGCACCUAUUGUGACAAGGCGUUCGCCCGACCAAAUCAGUUACGCUAUCAUGUUAUGAAACAUACCGGAGAUCGGGUAUACUGUGACAUCUGCGGAGCAGAUUACAGAUUUAAUUACAUGUUAACGCAACACAAAAUACGCAAGCAUGGAAUUGUGGUCGAAGGUGUUCAACUAUAUAAGCAAAGUUCCCGCAAAAAGAAAACAGAGGGUGGAGAACAGUCAUCCAGCCCUAGGAAAAAUCGUCUGGUCCAACAAGCGGAAACACAAAUACAAUUGCCGGUGGAUUCCCCGGUGCACCCUUCCAUUACACCCAUAAUACAGCAGAUAGCUCUUCCUGAGCAUGACCGUACUAAUCAGAGCGAUCUGACGCAUGUUUCGGACCUGGGAAGUCCAGCCACAACAGCUUCGUUUGCAACAAUCGGUUCCCCCGAACCGCUACCACCACAUUUCCAAGGCCAUCCACACUCGCACCCCGUUUUGCAGCAACACCAAGCACAUCAUCACCAACAACCAUCACCGUUGAGUGGAUUCAAUGGAGAAGCACUAGCCAUGUCGAUGCCAUCUGGUCUCAUUGGAUUCACAUCGAUGAGUAGACAAUAGACUAAUUGCAUGCUUGUUAAAGUACGUCGAAUUUUUACAUCAUCAAAUAAUAAAACAGAACGACAUGCAUCUUUUUAAA
Molecule: messenger RNA, 2198 nt
Organism: Armigeres subalbatus
Lineage: Eukaryota; Metazoa; Arthropoda; Insecta; Diptera; Culicidae
Product: zinc finger protein weckle-like
Exons: 2
Coding region: 140-2119 (659 amino acids)
Biological process (GO): regulation of transcription by RNA polymerase II
Cellular component (GO): nucleus; transcription regulator complex; chromatin
Molecular function (GO): DNA-binding transcription factor activity, RNA polymerase II-specific; RNA polymerase II cis-regulatory region sequence-specific DNA binding; zinc ion binding
Source: RefSeq, a predicted model, not a curated record